This is a messenger RNA of Hibiscus syriacus, 351 nucleotides long. Its product is annotated as probable E3 ubiquitin-protein ligase ATL44. The coding region runs from base 1 to 351 and encodes 116 amino acids. Gene Ontology annotation, biological process: protein ubiquitination. Lineage: Eukaryota; Viridiplantae; Streptophyta; Magnoliopsida; Malvales; Malvaceae. The record is from RefSeq and is a predicted model, not a curated record. The transcript has a single exon.
AUGCGGGUUGACUACAUGAAAAGGAGGCUGGCCAAGUCGAGGGCUUGUUUGACCAGCCGAGACUUUGAAACUACGUUCAUGGAAGUCAAGUUCGAGGUGGCGAUUGAACUUGCUAAAAUCUUGUCAGAAGCUAUCGACCCCGCGCUCGCCGGAAGUGAAGGUGUGAAAAUAGAAGAUGAAGAUGUCGGAGCUUGUGGGAUUUGUCUUGAAGAUAUGCAGAAAGGUGAGGAAGUCAGAGCCAUGGCUGCUUGCGGCCAUAAGUUCCAUUAUUGGUGCAUUAACAUGUGGGCUAAGAGGAAACAGGAUUGCCCUCUGUGUAGAUCUCCAUUCAAAACUAAUAAAUACUUUUGA